UUUUUCCACUGAAGGAUUAUGGUGUUUUACAUGGCUCUGUGGAGUAUGUAGCAACAACAAUACUCUGCUGGAGUAGGACCAAAUAUGAAGAGCAGAAAGGGAUACUUCAGCACUUCCUGUCCUUCAAAGGAAAGGGCCAAGUCCCCACCUACAUCACCUGUGGGGACAUUAAAGACUGGAUAAUCUCGGAUGGACAAAACAUCCUUAGGGAGAGAUUUCAGACGGACAGCUGUGAGCAGCGAGAUGGCCUCAUUCACCUGGUCUGGGAGGUGAACAUGAGGCUAAAGCUGCAGGACAUGGGCAGAGAACUGGGAAUGAGUCCCAGCAGCUCAGAAGCACCUCCGAUGAGCGCCCAAGAAACCCAGCGUGCCGCUCUCGCUGACCUGGAGUCUGCAGCUCUGGAGAAAGCAGCAGCUGCAGAGAGGUACUCCAGGUGGUAUUUUGAUGCCCGCUUGGUCGCGCGUCGGGCAUUGCGAGAGCUGGCAGAGGCUCUGGCACGCCCGCUCGCCUGCACCCCCCACACCCUGUCAGCGGUGGUGGGGGACACCGUCACCGGCCUGCUCGGCGCCGUCAUGGAGCCAGCCAAUCACAGAGCGUCGAGCAGGGCCUUCAGCGAGGUGGCGGUGGGCGUGGCCAUUUGUGUGCACAAAGACCUGCGCGCAGCAGGAUGGGCGGAGGAGCGAGCUUUCGGGGCGCAGUGCUGGAGGUGGGCCAGGCCCAGCAUGAUGGGGAUGCUCCACAAGGCCCUGCUGGAGCAGACCGGCUCACCUGGGGCCCUGCAGGCCGCCCUGAGAGGGAACAGCGCCGCGGUCACCUCCGCCAUCGCCACCGCCAUCGCCAAGGCCCUUCUCACGGCUGCUGAUACAGCCCUGAACGCCGGCCCUGCCACGCCCGAGGAAGAGGGGCAGACUCCUGCAGCAUCAGAUCCUGUGGACACUGCAAUGCAAACUGAGACACCAGCAACAUCUCUGGUGAAGACAGAUGCACACAAGACUACACUGGAGGAAAUUGACUCCCAAAAGACUCCACUGGAGGAAAUGGACUCCCAAAAAUCAUCCCUGGAGGACUCACAAAAAACAUCCUUGGAGGAAAAGACAUCUCGGGAGGAAGUGGACUCCCAAAAGACAUCUCAGGAGGAAGUGGACUCCCAAAAGACAUCUCGGGAGGAAGUGGACUCCCAAAAAAUAUCCUGUGAGGAAAUGGACUCCGAGAAGAUAUCCUGUGAGGAAAUUGACUCCCAAAAAACUCCACUGGAGGAAAAGACAUCUCGGGAGGAAGUGGACUCCCAAAAGACAUCUCGGGAGGAAAUGGACUCCCAAAAAAUAUCCUGUGAGGAAAUGGACUCCCAGAAGAUAUCCUACUCCACUGGAGGAAAAGACAUCACAGGAGGAAAAGACAUCUCGGGAGGAAGUGGACUCCCAAAAGACAUCUCGGGAGGUAGUGGAAUCCCAAAAGACAUCCUGUGA
Molecule: messenger RNA, 1466 nt
Organism: Anguilla anguilla (European eel)
Lineage: Eukaryota; Metazoa; Chordata; Actinopteri; Anguilliformes; Anguillidae
Exons: 6
Coding region: 276-1466 (396 amino acids)
Source: RefSeq, a predicted model, not a curated record